Molecule: messenger RNA, 1697 nt
Organism: Brachypodium distachyon (stiff brome)
Lineage: Eukaryota; Viridiplantae; Streptophyta; Magnoliopsida; Poales; Poaceae
Product: noroxomaritidine synthase
Exons: 1
Coding region: 23-1555 (510 amino acids)
Molecular function (GO): heme binding; iron ion binding; oxidoreductase activity, acting on paired donors, with incorporation or reduction of molecular oxygen
Source: RefSeq, a predicted model, not a curated record
UACUUCUGCACGCCCAGUAACAAUGGCAUUCUUAUUCUUGCCAGGGCAACUCAUCUCCACGCUUGCGCUACUACUCCUAGUUCUAGCUUUGUACAUCAUCAAGUGUAGUCGACCAAAGGAUCCAUUACAGCCGACGAACUGGCCAAUAAUCGGCGGUCUCCCUUUCAUCGUCCACAACCUCCACGGAUUGCACGACCAUGUGACCGACGUCCUAGCUUCCUCAGGGUACAGUUUCAAGGUGACCAUAGCCAGCAUGGGGACCUUGGUAACCUGUGACCCAGCCAAUGUGCGGCACAUCUUCACCUCAAACCAUGCAAACUACCCCAAGGGCGAGGGCUUCGCCGACAUCUUCGACGUGGUGAAUGGCUCUCUGUUCACCGUCGACGGCGAAUCCUGCCUCCGGCAACGUGCAACGUCCAACCGUGCUUUGAGCAGCCCGGGGUUUGUUGCCUUCACGACAAACUACUGCUGCGACAAGGUGGGGAAAGGCCUCCUACCCUUCUUGACCCGUGUGGCGAGAACCGGGAAUCCGCUUGACAUUAAUGAUCUCAUGGGGAGGCUUGUUUUCGACUUGUACGCCACGUCCGUCUUCGGCGUGGACCCUGGUCUCCUAUCCCUCGAUAUGCCUUCGGUGCACCUUGCGGCCAUGGACACGGUCAUGGAGGUGGGCUUCUUCCGGACAAUUGUUCCGGCAUUUUGCUGGAAAUCGAUGAGGCGCCUAAACAUCGGUCCCGAGAGGAAGCUCGCCUCGGCGCAAGCGGUGCUUCGUAACUUCGCCAUGGAAAUGAUUGAAAGGAGGAAGACCAGCGGUGCCCAUAUUGCUCCCCAAGAACAAGCGACGGCUUCAUCUGUGGACAUCCUGUCAAACUUUAUCCAUGACCUCGACUACAAUAAUGAUGAUCUGCUCCAGGCAACACUCAUCUUACAUAUGAUUGCCGGUAGGGACACCAUCGGCACAACCUUGCCAUGGAUCUUCUACAACCUUGCCAAGAACCCACAUGUUGUGUCAAAGAUACGCAAUGAAUUGGCGCCCAUCGUGUCACGCAAACAAACCACUAUUGCUAACGACCCUAUGACGUUUGAGCCAGAGGAGGUCAAAGCCCUAGUCUAUCUGCAAGCAAGCUUGUUGGAGACACUAAGGUUGUACCCUCCCAUCCCUUUCGAGCGAAAGGAGGUGGCCGCCAGCGAUGUGAUGCCAAGUGGCCAUGAGGUGUGUGCCAGGGACAUCAUCAUCGUUUCCCUCUACUCCAUGGGUAGAAUGGAGGAUGUGUGGGGGGCUGACUGCCGAGAAUAUAAGCCAGAGAGGUGGUUCUUAAAGGAUGGAGCCAUGCUUAGACAUGUUCCCUCUCACAAGUUCUUGGCGUUCAACUCGGGGCCAAGGCUGUGCCUCGGUAAGAACAUUGCUAUCACACAGAUGAAGACCAUUGUCGCUUCGGUCGUGUGGAGUUUUGACAUGGAGGUGUUAGGUGCUCAGGUGAUCGUCGAGCCAAAGCUAUCGUGUCUUCUGCAAAUGAAAAAUGGGCUCAAGGUGAAAGUGAAGAAGCGAGAAAUCUAAUAUCUAGGGAUCUAUGUUGGGCGUCCCAAAGAAUAAUGCAAGCGGUAUAUGUGCGCUUGUGGUGUUUCUCAUGUAUCUCACAAAUAUCUUGGGGUAAUUGUAAUACUGCAUUCGCACAAUAAAAAUUUCAUUUGUAUAUCUC